Indicator indicator is the source of this 3317-nucleotide messenger RNA. It is a transcript of the gene FMNL1, whose product is annotated as formin like 1. Gene Ontology annotation, molecular function: microtubule binding; small GTPase binding; actin filament binding. The record is from RefSeq and is a predicted model, not a curated record. The transcript is spliced from 26 exons. Gene Ontology annotation, biological process: cell migration; regulation of cell shape; cortical actin cytoskeleton organization. NCBI's taxonomy places the organism in Eukaryota, Metazoa, Chordata, Aves, Piciformes, Indicatoridae. Gene Ontology annotation, cellular component: actin filament; cytosol.
CCCCGCCGCCCGCCCGGCAACCCAUGCCCGGGGCCGCCGAGCUGGAGGAGCGCUUCGGCCACGUCCUGAACUCCAUGAACCUGCCCCCGGACAAGAUGAAGCUGCUCAACCAGUAUGACAAUGAGAAGAAGUGGGAGCUCAUUUGUGACCAGGAGCGUUUCCAGGUGAAAAAUCCACCCUCCGCCUACAUCCAGAAGCUGAAGAGUUGCUUGGACACAGGAGGUGUCAGCAGGAAGGUGAGGUGGGGAUGGUGCCAACAGCUGUCCCUGCCCCCCCAGUUCAAGAGGCGAGUGCAGGAGUCCACGCAAGUGCUGCGGGAGCUGGAGAUUUCCUUGAGGACCAACUACAUUGGGUGGGUCCAGGAGUUCCUCAACGAGGAGAACAAGGGCCUGGACGUGCUGCUGGAGUACCUUGCCUUCGCCCAGUGCUCUGUCGCGUACGACAUGGAGAGCACAGAGAACGGCAGCCCAGGCUCUGACAAGGGCAAGGGCUUGGAGAGAUCGCUGGAGGACCUGAGCAAGAGCAGCUCCUCGUCCCCCACCCAGGGCUCCUCCAAAGUGCGGCACCUCACCGUCAGGCUGAACCCCUCGCACAGCAAGAAGGCUCUGAGGAACUCCCGCCUGGUCAGCCAGAAGGACGACGUCCACCUCUGCAUCAUGUGUCUCCGUGCCAUCAUGAACUACCAGUCUGGCUUCAGCCUGGUGAUGAACCACCCAGCCUGUGUCAACGAGAUCACCCUCAGCCUCAACAACAAGAGUGCCAGGACCAAGGCUCUGGUUCUGGAGCUGCUGGCUGCUGUCUGCCUGGUCCGGGGUGGCCAUGACAUCAUCCUGGCUGCCUUUGACAACUUCAAGGAGGUCUGCGGGGAGAAGAAUCGCUUCGAGAAGCUGAUGGAGUACUUCCGAAAUGAGGACACCAACAUCGACUUCAUGGUGGCCUGCAUGCAGUUCAUCAACAUCGUGGUGCACUCAGUGGAGAACAUGAAUUUCAGAGUCUUCCUGCAGUAUGAAUUCACCCACCUGGGGCUGGACCAGUACCUGGAGAGCCUCCGCCUCACCGAGAGCGACAAGCUGCAGGUGCAGAUCCAGGCCUACCUGGACAACGUCUUCGACGUGGGGGCCAUGCUGGAGGACUCAGAGACCAAGACAGCAGUGCUGGAGCACAUGGAGGAGCUGCAGGAGCACAUCGGCCAGCUGACGGAGAAGCUGCAGCAUGCGGAGAACGACUCCAUGGCCAAGAUAGCAGAGCUGGAGAAGCAGCUGAGCCAGGCGCGGCGGGAGCUGGAGGCGCUGCGGGUGAGCGCCCAGGGGAGCUCGGCGGUGGGGACGGCGGUGAUGAAGUUGGGCUUGUGACCACCGCAGGAGCAGCUGAGCCCUCCGCGGCCGCCCAGCCCUCCGGCCCCGCAGCCCCAGGACUGCUACCGGCUGGCGCUGGAGCGGCGGCUGGUGGAGCUGGAGGAGAAGGGCUUGGUGCAGAUCCUGCGCGGGCCCGACGGGGACGUCGCCAUCGAGAUCGUCCCGGUCGUCAUAGAAACGCCGGCAGCCCCCGCGGUUCCCGGAGAGGCUGCGGCCACCGCUGCUCCAGCUCCGGAUCCAGCCCCAGCUCCCCCUCCCGCUCCUCCUGCCCCUCCAGCUCCUCCCCCUCCACCCCCGCCACCGCUGCCAGGGGCUGAACCUGGUCCCCCGCCACCCCCUCCUGCCCCUCCACUGCCCACGGGCACCUGUCCCCCUCCAGCCCCUCCACUCCCGGGUGCCCAAAUACCACCCCCUCCACCCCCACUCCCAGGGGGGCUGGGAGGUCUUGUCCCCCCACCUCCACCACCCCCACCCCUUAGUGGGGAGAUCCCAGAUGGGCCAGGUGCCCCCAACCCUGCUGGUGGUCCAGGUGAGUUGAAGGUGAAGAAGCCCAUCCAGACCAAGUUCCGCAUGCCUGUCUUCAACUGGGUGGCACUGAAGCCAAGCCAGAUCGAUGGCACCGUCUUCACCGAGCUCAACGACGAGAAGGUGCUGCAGGAACUGGACAUGAGUGACUUCGAGGAGCAGUUCAAGACCAAGGCACAGGGCCCUGGCUUGGACAUCAGUGCCCUCAAGGCGAAGGCCACACAGAAGGCUCCCAGCAAGGUGACCCUGAUGGAGUCCAACCGAGCCAAGAACUUGGCCAUCACCCUCCGCAAGGGCGGCCGCAGCGUCCAGGACAUCUGCACUGCCAUCGAGACGUACGACCAGCAAGCCCUGAGCCUGGACUUCCUGGAGCUGCUGAUGCGCUUCCUACCCACCGAGUACGAGCGAACGCAGCUGGGAAAGUUCGAGCGGGAGCAGCGCCCGGCCGGGGAGCUGUCCGAGGAGGAUCAGUUCAUGAUGCGCUUCAGCAAGAUCCCGCGGCUGGCCGAGCGCAUGAACGUCCUCAUCUUCCUGGGCAGCUUCGGCGACACGGCGCAGCUGCUCAUGCCGCAACUCAAUGCCAUCAUCGCCGCCUCCAUGUCCCUCAAGUCCUCCAGCAAACUGCGCAACAUCCUCGAGAUCGUCCUGGCCUUUGGGAACUACAUGAACAGCAGCAAGCGUGGGGCAGCCUACGGCUUCCGGCUGCAGAGCCUGGACGCGCUGCUGGAGAUGAAGUCCACAGACCGCAAGCAGACCCUGCUGCACUACCUGGUGCGGGUGGUGACGGAGAAGUACCCAGAGCUGAGCGGCUUCCACGCCGAGCUGCACUUCCUUGACAAGGCAGGCACAGUCUCCCUGGAGGGUGUGCUGCAGGACGUGCGGAGCCUGCAGCAGGGCAUGGAGCUGACCCGCAAGGAGUUCAUGCGGCAGGAUGACAGCCCUGUGCUCAAGGACUUCCUCAAGGUCAACUCUGAGGUGAUGGAGAAGCUGCAGGCUGACAGCAAAACUGCCAAGGAGGCAUACGAGGCAGCUGUGGAGUACUUUGGGGAGAACCCCAAGACCAGUCCCCCCACCACCUUCUUCCCCAUGUUCAUGCGCUUCAUCAGAGCCUACAAGAAAGCAGAGCAGGACAUUGAGCUGUGGAAGAAACAAGAAGCUGCAGCCAAAGAGGCAGAAUCCGGCAGCCCCCACGAGGAGCAGCCCGAGGUGAAGGUCCCACAUAAGGCCAAGCGGCAGCAGAUGGACAUGAUUGCAGAGCUGAAGAAGAGGCAGCUGGUGAAGGAGCCUCUCAUCUACGAGGAGAAGGAUGGAGCCAUCGAGGACAUCAUUUCAGAUCUGCGGAACAAUCCCUACCGGAGAGCCGACAAGAGCCGCGGCAGCGCCAAGCGGCGGCCCGGGGGGCAGAGCCUGCAGACGACGCCGGACAUCUCGCUGUGA